UCCCUUGCCACGCAUGCCAUGCAACCGGUGAUGCAGUGGGACUCCAAGGGUGAGCACAAAGCUCUGCCCAUGUGAUCUCAGAUCUGCCCAACCCCACGGCUCUCCACCAUCCAUUUAUCCACUGGUGCUGGAGCAAGCUUGGGAGGAGAUGUGGGGUGGAUGGGGGCAGCCUCUGUGCUGCCUCACCUGGGUAACCCCCCCCCCCAUUCCUGGACUGUGACUGGAAUGAAACUUGAAGACGGCUCACAUGGAACUUCUCUCUGCUUAGUCCCCUGCCCACUGUCCACAGGUGCCUGGUGCUACGACUCCCAGGAUCCAAAGUGUGGCCCCACCCGUUGGAAGGAGCUAGCACCUGCCUGUGAGGGCCCAGACCAGUCCCCUAUCAACAUUGACCUUUGCUUGGUCCAGCGAGAUGCCACUCUUGGGCCUUUCAUCUUUCAAGGCUAUGAUUCAGCACCUCCAGGCCCUUGGACCCUGGAGAAUGAUGGCCAUACAGUGUUACUCCGAGUAAACGCUGGUCUGCAGAACUGCCUGUUGAUUCAAGGGGCUGUUCCAUCACCUGUGUACCAACUGCUGCAGUUGCAUUUCCACUGGGGGAGCUCAGGGCACACAGGCUCUGAGCACAGCCUGGAUGAGAAGCACUCCACUAUGGAGAUGCAUUUGAUCCACAUGAACACAGAGUACAAGAGCAUGGGAGAGGCACGAAGCCAUCCAAAUGGGCUUGUGGUGCUGGCUGUCCUGCUGGCAAAGGAGGACGGGGACAAUACCAACUUCUCUGCCAUUGUGUCUGGCCUGAAAAAUUUAUCUUCACCUGGGGUCUCAAUCAAUCUGACAUCCACUUUUCCGCUGGCCUCACUGCUGCCUUCAGGGCUCUUGCCCUACUAUCGAUACUCCAGGUCUCUGACCACACCAGGCUGCGAGCCCGCGGUGCUCUGGACUGUCUUCGAAAACACUGUACCUAUUGAACAUGCGCAGGUGGGGGGGGCCCAGUUUCAGACGGUGCCCCAGGCUGGACCACUAGGUUUGCGUGUGGGACUGCUCAGGGAUAAUUUUCAUCCCCAACAGCCUCUUGGAAGACACAGGGUAUCAGCCUCCCCGGGAGCCUCCAUCCGGGCAGCAGUCCCACUCCCAGCUUCUACCUUGAUUGGAAUGAUGCACACAGUCCAGGGCCAAAAGGGGCUCUAUACCUCAGUUCCUGGUGGCGGUCAUCCACAGGGCAAACCAUCGGUUCACAGCCUCUCGCUCCCACUCUCCAAAUACCGGAGCGCGAGCAGGAGGUGCGUGGGGGCUCUGCUCACUGGGAACGCGCUCCAGGCGAAAGGCAAUUUACCCCCUUCCCGGAACACCGGAGCCCCUCGGGCUAGCUGGAGUCCCGCACACGCCCUUGAAGCGCCCCCCGCCUCCGCCCCAUCAGUCUCCGCCACCUUGUGGGGCCUGCGGGGCCCCAGGCGGUACCGGAGUUUUCUUGUGGUUCUUCCGGGCUGGGACUCGGUUGGUCACGCUGUCUGCAGGACUGUCGGAGCUGUUGUCCGCGGGCCUGGAGGCCGCAACAAAAGCGUUCACGACGCGGCGCCUCGGUCCGCGCCGCCGCCUCCGCCCGAAGGUGGCUCCGCAAGCGAGCCAGGCGGCCUGGGGCGCGGGUGUCUUCCGGGACUGGUCCAUUGGGCUGGGCGCCGGGGUCCCGCCGGCGGCCCAUGCCUCGCCGCAGCGCCUCGCUCGCGCCGUACGCGGUGCGGACCUGAGUCCACGAGCGCCCGGGCUCCGCCGCCAUGCGCGCCGCCACCUACUCUGUCACUGCCACCAGCGCCCAGCAAGGCCAGGAGUCCCAGCCUGCAGCCUAGCGACCACUGGACCCCCGGGAGCACGCAGUGCGUUAGAGACGGCCCCUUGGGGCGGCUGUGGGAACGACCAGGUCCUCGGGGAACCACCGUGGAGCUCCGGGAACCCCUCCAGGGACAGUUCCUGGGUGGCUGA
Molecule: messenger RNA, 1974 nt
Organism: Nannospalax galili (Upper Galilee mountains blind mole rat)
Lineage: Eukaryota; Metazoa; Chordata; Mammalia; Rodentia; Spalacidae
Cellular component (GO): plasma membrane
Molecular function (GO): zinc ion binding; carbonate dehydratase activity
Source: RefSeq, a predicted model, not a curated record